AUCAGCCACAGCCACUCCUCAAACAUCAAAUUCAUCAUCAUCUUCCUCUUCAUUGUCAUCCUCCUCUCCUUCCUUAUUCCUUGCAACUUGCACCCAGCUGGUGGUCUCUCAGCAGGCCUCUCUGUUGGAUGCUUGUUGUUGGGCUUAGCUGUACUCAUCCUUCUCAUCUAGUUAUUUUUCUGAGAUGUCAACUACUUUGAGCAAGUGCCUUUCCUUAAACAUCGAUGGAGAUGCCAAGAUUAUGGGAAAGCAGGGCAUCGUCACCAUUCUUCGGUCGGACUCUGAAAGAACCAAAGCUGCUUCUCUUCGAAGAACUCUAUCAGCAGACAUGUCCUCCAAGAAAUGGUUGGCUCAAAACGGGUUCUCUCCCAUGAGAAAGAACGCAUCCUCGGACCAACUUUCGGUCUCUUUAGCAGAUUCAUCGUCCUCCUCAGAAGGCGAAGAAGACUAUGAAGAGAGGAAGGAGCAGCUUGAAGGGCGAGGACAGUUUAAUACAUGGAGCUCAAUUCAAGAAGAACAGAAGCAGAAGAAAGAGCUCGAGAAACCUGGGCAAUUCGAUAUAUGGAGCUCGAUUCUAUCGCAAAAGGCCAACGAGGACACAUCAACACCACUUCUAGCUCCUUAUAUUCACCCUCUUGUGAAGAGAUCAUCGAGCUCUUUGAGCGAGAAGAGUCUCCAAAUAUGCACGGAGAGUCUUGGAUCCGAGACCGGCUCCGACGGAUUCUCGUCAUACCCGCCAUCGGAGACAGGGGACGCAGAAGACGAAAAAGAGGAAGAAGAAGAAGAACAACUACAAGAAGAUCUGAAGGGAUUAUCUCAAGCCUUCGAUAUGGAGGAAUCCAGGAUUCCGAAAUACCACUAUGCUUCUAGUAAGAAAUCACAGCCUAGAUCGUUCCCUCCACCUCUUCCUUCUCUCUCUCGUCGAGAUGGGGCAUCUCUCCGCAUGCAGUCUCGUCGUGAUAAUGGACGUUUAGUCCUCGAGGCCGUGGCCGUCCCUUCGCAAAAUCACUUUCGUGCUCAACGGAAAGAUGGCCGCCUUGUCCUAACUUUCUUCAAUGGUCCCUCGAACGAAGAUGCAAGAGACCAAGAAGAAAUGGUUGAGGACGUUCAGAGACAAGAAGAAGAAGAAGAGAAAACUCACAAAGAAGCGUUUGAAGAAGAAAUCUGGGACUUUGACGAAGUUUAUGGAAAAGUAGGCGAAGAGAAUGACGAAACUGAAGAGAGUGAGGAAGAUGAAGAGUUUGAUGAGGAAGCUGAUAAUGAAAGUGAAACCAAAGAAAUAGAAAUAGUGAUGGAGCAAGCACCAAAGAUGUCGAGUACGGCAAUAAGUUUCCAUAGGUUGGCUCUAAUGGCCAAGCCCAUUAGGAUGGCAGACAGGAAUCCAGCAUGGCCAGGAAAGUUCAAUGUAGGCAAAUUUGAAGAUGAUGACGCGGAGGUGGAGGAAGUGGACGAGAAAGCCUCAAUGGCAAAGUCCCUUCCACCACGGCCACGCGUGGCUCGGUUCAUACCCUCACCGCAGGCAGUGCCAUCCACGGCAGCAGCAGCUUCUCUCAACGCUUAUGAGUACUACUGGCGGGCCAAGCCCAGUACUGCUAACCCAAUUACUCAACCACCAACAACGUCAGCACUCAAAAACAAUGGCAACAAGCUCAUUAUCUCCAAGACUCCAAUGACAAAUGAGCAGCAGCAGCAACAACAACAAUUGUUUGUUCUAAGAGGGAACAAAGGAAAUUACUUUGUUCCUUUGGUAAAAAGUUGCAAGGAGCCUAGAAGAUCUCUUUUAAUCUGGGAGCCCUAUUGCAUUGCCACAUGAUCCAUGCAUCCUUAAGCUCUUACGCCCCCUCCCUAGUGUCAACCCAAAUCCAUUAUAACUUGCUAUUAAUCUUAUAAUUGUAGUCCAAUUCCACCUUUAUUUGCCUACUUAUGCGUUUGUGUAGUGAAUAAAAGAAAUAUGAUCGAGAGGAAUUAAAAGACCAGAGAGAGAGAGAGAGAGAGAGAGAGAUUUCAAUUAACAGUGUGAGAAUUUCAUCAUAGUCAGCCUCUGCUACAACCAUUCCAUCUACUAGGCGAGAUCUGAGCAUCAUCUUUGACUUGGUGGACUGUCAUGUCUGUCUCCGCAUUAUGUUGGGUUCCUUUGCUGUAACUUUCUUUGCUUUUGUAAUUCCUAGCCAAUGGGGUUUCCGUAUGAGUCAUGUCUCUGGUAUGAUUGCUCUUAAUUUUGGGAACACCAUGAUCCACCUCUGAUCUCCUGUUUCGCCACAGAUUAUAACUGUGAUGGAUAUUUCUCUUCAAAUAAUGUAAUUAACUCAUGUAUAUAAUAAUACUACUCUUUGGUCAUGCGUCCA
Juglans regia (Persian walnut) is the source of this 2345-nucleotide messenger RNA. RefSeq names its product protein FAF-like, chloroplastic. Lineage: Eukaryota; Viridiplantae; Streptophyta; Magnoliopsida; Fagales; Juglandaceae. The coding region runs from base 185 to 1813 and encodes 542 amino acids. The transcript is spliced from 2 exons. The record is from RefSeq and is a predicted model, not a curated record.